AUUUCUCACCUAUCAAAAAAUAGAGAUAACUAACUAACUAAACCUAAACCUCUUGCGCAUCUCUCGCAGCUAGAAUUCCUAGUUACCUCACUUUCUCAAAAACCCAACCACCACACCCCCCAUACCCGCGAAAAUGCCGAAACGAAAACGAAGCCACGAGCCCAGCCUCACAGAAAAACUCACACAAUGGCACAAGGAACUGGCGCGCGGCAUGAAGGCGGCCAAAGGGUUCGAGCGCCAGCGCCUGAGCAAGCGCAUCCGCGAAGCGCAAAGCGACCCUCUCAAGGUCACGAGGCUAGAGCGGGAGAUUGCCGUGCUGAAGAGCCUCGACCUGCAACAGGCCGCGCACGCGCACCUGUGCUCGUCGCUGCUGAAAGUGAAGGGCGUGGCCGAGGCGCCCAAGCUGCCGGCCGACAUCAUACGGGCGAUCCCGAAGCCGGAGGGUUUGUCGGAGGAGGAGAAGACGGCGCUGCAUAAUGUGACGAGCGCGCUGUGCAACCGCAAGCAGAUACGGGAUGUGGUCGAGGAGGCGGUGAUGGGCACGUGCAUUGCGCUGAGGGUGCCGAUGCCGGAUAAGACGAAGAAGGGGGGGAAGAGUAAGGCGAAAGAGAUAAAAGAGACGAAAGGUACGAAAGGUGACGAGCGGAGGAAGGGUAAAGAUGAGCAAGCUGGUGGAGGAGAGGACGACGAGGUGGCUAUUCCUGAGAGAGAGGAGGCGGGUGAAGAAGGGGAGCAGUCGAAUCCUGAGGUUGAGCCGGAACCUGUGCUUUUGAAAAGGAAACGGGAUAAAGCUACGAUUGACGAAGAAGAGCUCGGCAGCGACGAGGACGAGGAUAAGGACGAGGUAGAUGACCAGCCGUUUGAAGGGUUCUCGGAUAGCGACGCGGAGGAGCGAGUGUGGUCGCGGUACGACGAUUUUGUGGCAGGCUCCAGCGAGUCAGAUGAUUCAGACGAGGAUGGUUCCGAUGCAGAAGACGACUUUGUCGAUAGUAGAGCGAGGUCGAUCCGAAAACCGACGACGACAUCCGACGACAUAUCUUUAUCGUCUGUCGACUCAGAGCCCGAGCCCGAGCCCGACUCGGAUCCAGAAGUAUCCGGAAGCGACAGCUCCACUGCCUCCGCCUCCCUCCCGAAACCAAAGAAAGCCAAAACCGGCCCCAUCUCAACCGGCGGCUCCGCGUUCCUGCCCACGCUGAUGGGGGGUUACAUAUCGGGCUCCGAGUCCGACGCCUCCGACAUCGACGUCGGGCCCUCGGCGCGCAAGAACCGGCGCGGCCAGCGCGCGCGCCAGGCCAUCUGGGAGAAGAAGUACAAGGAGAAGGCGAAGCACGUGCAGAAGCAGCAAGAGACAAAGGGGCGCGACCAGGGGUGGGACAUGCGGCGGGGCGCCGUCGGCGACGACGAGGACGGCGGCGGGAACAAGCCUUGGAAGAAGGGGAUCCGGAAUCCGUUUGAUAACAGGAAUAUCCACCCGGACCGCCAGCAGCAUGUUUCGGGAGGAGGAGAGGAUGGUGGUGGUGGUGGUGGUUUCCGAGAUAUGCCCGAGAAGCCCAAGGUUCCCCCGAGCAGAGACGACACGGGGCCCCUGCACCCGAGUUGGGCGGCCGCUAAGAAGGCUAAGGAGGAAGGGCAGAAGAUUGCCUUUCAGGGGCGCAAGGUUGUGUUUGAUUAGGUGCUUAGGUGGGAUAUAUACAUAAGUUGGUAGAUACCAUGGUUAGCAAAUCACACAGCUGGCGUUAAAAAAACAUUUGAUAAUAGUAGUUGUGGGAAAUUUCUUUGAUUGUGAAUGUACAGUACUCGGCCUAGCUUGGUAGCUAGGCUCUAUCUAGAUAGAUGCCUACGGAACUCAUCCGUUCCAUGAGGACGAUCAUGUUAAUCUCACAUUUGAAAAGCAAUAUG
Molecule: messenger RNA, 1899 nt
Organism: Hypoxylon fragiforme
Lineage: Eukaryota; Fungi; Ascomycota; Sordariomycetes; Xylariales; Hypoxylaceae
Product: Bud-site selection protein
Exons: 2
Coding region: 134-1672 (512 amino acids)
Biological process (GO): maturation of SSU-rRNA
Cellular component (GO): nucleus; 90S preribosome
Source: RefSeq, a predicted model, not a curated record